Cinara cedri is the source of this 2180-nucleotide messenger RNA. Lineage: Eukaryota; Metazoa; Arthropoda; Insecta; Hemiptera; Aphididae. The record is from the annotation of a GenBank genome assembly.
AUGUCCCGGUGGUCGGUAGCCACGACAGUCGGUGAUGCGCGUUUGUGGUGGUGGUGCUUGUUCGCCGUAGUGACGGUGCUGGCCGUGACGGCGGCGCGGGCCGAAACGUGCCCGGUGCCGUGCGUGUGUAAAUGGAAAAGCGGAAAACAGAGCGUCGACUGCAAGAGCCAAAAUCUGAUCACGGUGCCCCAGGGCAUAGACAGCGCCACGCAGGUGCUGGAUAUAUCCGGCAGCAAUUUGCAGAUACUGCCGGCGGAGGCGUUCUACCGGUUCGGCUUGCUCAAUCUGCAGCGCGUGUACCUGACCAAGUGCCGGAUCGGGCAGAUCGACAGCCGGGCGCUGCGGGGUCUGACGAACGUGAUCGAGAUCGAUCUGUCCAACAAUUUACUCACGGCCGUGCCGUCGGCCACGUUUUCCGACGUCCCGCUGCUCCGGGACUUGUCGUUGGCCAACAACCCUAUACAGAAAAUCGAACCGGACGCGUUCCGCAACUGCGCCGGGCUGGUCCAGUUGGACAUGUCCGGGUGUGAGCUGCACGCCGUCGCCGCCACGGCGUUCGUCGGCAUCGAUCGGCUGGAGACGCUCAAGUUGGCGAAAAACCGGCUGACCGGAUUGUUGGCCGGCACGAUGCAGUCGUUGAACAAGGUGCACGGCGUCGAAUUGCACGAGAACCCGUGGCACUGCGACUGCACCAUGCGCCCCGUGAAAAUGUGGUUGAUCAAGAACAACAUACCGACGGCAGUGGACCCGCUGUGCGCCACCGGGCCCGGCAGAGUCGCCAACCGGACGUUUUCCACCCUGACCGCCGACGACUUUGCGUGUCGACCGGAUAUCCAGCAGGACGAUCCCACCGUGGAGGCGGCCACCGGCGACAACGCGUCCGUCUCGUGCCGCGUUCAUUCUUCGCCCGCCGCAAAAGUUUCGUGGUACUGGAACGGCCGGGCCCUCGCCAAUAACACGGCGUUCGGGCCCUUCCAGCGGGUGUUCAUGACCGACGACCGGACCGGCAGCGGCCACAGCUCGCUGCUGUUAACCAACGUCCAGCCAUCGGAUUCCGGGCAGUUUCUGUGCGUGGCCGAAAACCGGGCCGGCCGCGCAGAGGCCAACUUCACGUUGGUCGUCACCCGUCUGGGCGGACUGGCGUUCUUGGCCAACCGCCAGGUGGCCAGCCUGAGCGUGUUCCUGGUGUUCCUCAUCAUCACCAUACUGUUGGUGAUCGUAUACCUGUUGGUCCGGAUCAAAAGACUACCGCCGACGUCCACCCGGCCGGACGGUAAGCCGCAUCAGCUCAUGACCACGGCCGCGUCCGCCACCAGCAACGGUACCGCGGUCGUGGUCCAGGUGAAACAGCCGGUUACUACCGCCACCGUGGUCACGGCUUCGACGAGCCCGACCGCGGGCGGUUACCGCGGUGGCGCAAUGUUCAACCCGGUGCCGCUAAUGGAACCGGUGUUGCCGUCGUCGGCCGGAGAGACCGUGAGCGGCGGAGGCUGUAGGAGGCCCAAGCUCACCGAACUGGCGUUCGCCGCGGACCAUCACUACGAGGGCGGGUUCGGCAACAGUAACGCACUGGACGUGGGCCGCACCGUACUGUACCGGAGCCAACCGUCCAACCCGGACCUGAUAGCAGACGCAACGGAACAGACGCCGGCGGCCAACUCCCCAGCCGCCGCCGUCGCCGCCCAGGCGAACCAUCAUCAUCCGCAGACCAGGAGGUCGGGCAGCGGCGAGUACCGGAGGACGGCCGACGAGUCGUUGUACUCGCCCGGUUUCUGGGCACAGUCGGACGUGGCGGCCAACGACCGGACGCCGAUCAUCGAAAAGUCGCCGCCGCUGCCGCCACUGCCCGGCGCGGCGGUGCCGCAGGCCGCGCUUGCGUCCAGAGACUCGAUGGCGACGACGACGGCCGCGACGGUCACGGAUCCGAAAGCGGCUAGUCUCAGGGUGUGGAAACACGGGGUGCAAGUGAUGCCGCCGCUGAGCGCACUCAAGAGAGCCCUGAACAAGGGGUCGCCGGACGAGGGAUACCAGGAAGGAUGCGGGACCGACGUGUGAUCUCAACGGUACUGAAUAACCGACAUUUUUUUUAAGUAAAAUUAAAAAAAAAAAAAAACUCAUAACACUAUUAUACCUAUCUCACAUUACCUAUAUUAUAAUAUUUCGCGUAAUAUGUCGAUGCC